GCGCCCCCCUUUUUCCAUUUGGCGGCUCGUUCAGCGCAAAACAAACCACAACUCUAGCUUCGAGCUAGGCUUGGGGUGGGGAGGACCAGUUUGUUUGCCACUUUUGGAGAUCGACCGAUCGACCACACCAAAGCCAGGCGAAAGCUGCUCGUUCGUUGGACGGGCUCGUCAGUUUGGAUUUAUCCAUCUCGGAAUUCGGAAGUUUGCGCGGCGCGACGCGUUUCGAUUAUUACGUUCGACUUGUUUUUUUCAAACAAACCCUAAAACUACCCCUAAUUCGUGUUUCCCGGGCUCUCCAGGAUCGAUUUCCGUUAAUCAACACCCACUUCAGCAUCCGAAAAGGAACACAAAGGAUCUCUUCACCGAGCGCCGCCGCAUCUUCCCAGCUUCCGUUUCCAAUUUCGAGCACCCACGAGACACGAGAGGAUUCACUGACAUUGAAAUGGCAGCCGCACUCAACCUCAGCAAAGCGCCCGAAACGUACGACAGCUACUCGUUCAACUUGGCGGACAAAUACAAACUGGUGGCCCAGGAUGAGCUGCGGGAGGAGGACGACAUCCGGGAAAAUGCCCUGAAGCAGUUCCGCGAGUGGAUCGCCAAACACCCACUAAUCAAAUCCUGCCGCACGGAUGCUCCAUUUUUGCUGCGUUUCUUGCGAACGAAGAAGUUCAGCAUCCCAGCUGCAACGGAAAUGUUGGAAAAGUACCUUUCGAUAAGACAAAUUUACCCGAAUUGGUUCCACAAGUUGGACAUUAACGAUCCGGAUCUGGAAGCGAUCAUCGAUAGUGGUUAUCUGUUUGCGUUGCCGGAACGUGAUGAGCGUGGCAGGAAAAUUGUGUUUUCCAGUGCCGGAAAAUUUGACACCAGCCGAUUCACAGCUGCCCAACUGAUUCGAGUCCACUCUUUGGUCGUGGAAUCGUUGCUGGACGAAGAAGAAUCUCAAAUAGCCGGAUAUGUCCACAUCAUUGACGAUUCGGAUCUCUCGAUGGCCUUCCUGGGGAUUUGGUCUUUCGCCGACAUCAAAAGCCUAGCUCACUGCGUCCAGAACUCCCUGCCGAUGCGUCAGAAGGAAAACCAUUUCGUGAAUCUUCCCCCGUUCGCAAACAAGCUUUCGGAAUUCAUCCUAUCGGUGCUAAGUGAUAAGCUGAAGGAUCGUGUCUUCGUUCACAAGACCAUGGACGACCUGAAAACCAAGGUCAAUCCAAAGUAUUUGCCCAAAGAGUAUGGUGGCAGUGUUCCGAUGGCCGAUUGCAUUGCCCAGUUCAAAGCCUUCGUCAAGGCCAAGCGGGAUCAGCUGGUCGCCCUAGACGAUAUGCAGAUCGAAAUCACCAAAAGCUCGGCCUUCUGGCAGGACACAACCGAUGCUGAUAUCGCAGCCGGUGUUAUCGGUAGCUUCCGGAAGCUCGAGGUCGACUAAAAAUCCACGCUUGUGCUGCUAGAACCCCCAUUUCAAUGAUUCUCAUCUUCAUCCAGUCUCAUUCUCAAAAAUAUCUAACCCAACUCCAUCAUCCGGAUAAAAUAAAAAAAACCAUUCCUAUAAGUUACUUGUUUGAAGAUUUUAAUCUUAGUAGUUAGUUCAAAGCUAUAUAGUACUUUGCAGAGCAAAUUGGUAACUUUUUAUGUUUAAUCUUAGAACACUUUUACUGUUAAUCCCUCUAUAUAACGUUACAUGUUAAAACGAAAGCAGGAAACCGAAGAUUUCAGCAUCCUCUUUCGCCAAACUGGUGGAAUAAAGUUACCAAAACUCAAUUAUUAUCACGUAUGAUAUUAGAAAAAAAACGUUCACAUUUCCUUAUGCCCAUGAUAUGAAACCGUCGUCGUUUAUCCUUGCUACUGUAUAAUUCCAAUUAUAAAAAUGCAAAAAAUCAACCUGGUGCUCCUCGGGAUAAAACUAAAAAAAAGUCGAGAAGCUGUGAUUGUUGUUUGCACGGAAUCUCCAAACAAACCCCUGUGUCUUUGUUUAUUCCUAAUUAAAAUUCUUAACUGUUCUAUUUAUUCUUACAAAUGUAUUGCGUUGAGAUAAUGCAAGACAAAAAAUGUAUGCUACAAAUAUAGUAAAAGGUUUCGAAAAAUUGUUGUCCAGAGUCUAUCAAGUUUUAGUUGAAAGUUGAUAAUAAA
Messenger RNA from Uranotaenia lowii, 2118 nucleotides. Its product is annotated as clavesin-1-like. Lineage: Eukaryota; Metazoa; Arthropoda; Insecta; Diptera; Culicidae. Gene Ontology annotation, cellular component: membrane. Gene Ontology annotation, molecular function: phosphatidylinositol bisphosphate binding. The record is from RefSeq and is a predicted model, not a curated record. The coding region runs from base 443 to 1417 and encodes 324 amino acids. The transcript is spliced from 2 exons.